GAAAUUAAAGAUUCAACUGAAUCCCGUUAGCAUCGGAAGGGGCUGGGCUUGGACCGGCUUCUCGAAGGUGACAGCUUGAACUACGCUUUAAGGGAGGAAGAUCCCCUUUUCUCGGUCUUCUCUAGUUCUAUUUAGCUACCCUGAUCCCAUUUUCAUGGGCUGGCGCCAGCCCUCCGGGAAGUUCCAGUUACCCUGUCAGUCCAACCGCGGGUCUCCCGCCGAUUCACCAGCCGUUUGUUUUUCCCAUCCCGUAUCCCCGCGAGCCCAGUUCAGUGAGGCAGGCCCCAUAACUGCUGCCAAGGCCCCUUGAUCUGGCUUCUUGGUUGUCACUCUGUGCGGGCAAAGACACUGCACCCCGGUUCCGAGGAGACAGCACAAACGGAGUGGACAAAUACUUGAACCAAAGGCAGAUCCAAAGUCAUGUUUUUUCCAGCUGCAUUCUUCAGUUCCAGAGGCACAAUUAUUGCCCGAAUAAUAAAAGAAGCUACUAGUUUCAGUGGUCAAGUGACCACUCAGUAAGUAAUCAACUAUAUGGGCAUUCCAGGGCAACGAAGAGUCUAUGAAUGCUGUGGGGAACCUUUCCUGUGUCCGAGAAGUGGCAGCAUCUCCAGGGCAAGGUUUGCAGACCCUUUAGAAUCUCGUCUCCAUUUUCCCCAGCCCUCAGGACUGCAUUAGAAAAGGAACCCAUUCACAAGCUCUGGCCUAGCCCUGUCAAGUCAAGGGGCUGGUCUAUGGAGGCUGCUUUUUUGCUAGCUAAGAGGCAUCUGUCUAUCAUUCAGUACGAUGUGUUCUACAAACUGUACUCAUUGCCUGGGGGCGACGCUCCUGCAUAUGGCUAUCUUAAGUAUGAUACUUAAUAUUCUCCUCUUCUUCCCUGCAAUGCAACGAGUAUCAAUUGACAAAAUACCUAAUGAGGCCUGGAGGUUUGGAGGACUUUUGGGAAGUGGGGUCAUGAUAUUUUUCCCUGCUACUCUAUACUUAAGGAUGAAAAAACUUGACUGCUAUGGAUGUGUUAUCAAUAUACUUUGUGUGAAGUCACUUUCAAGUGGGAAUGCUGCAUUAUUUUCUUGUGUUGGAAUCCUAGGAUCAUCAUAUGGAUUAUUUGUGGCAUUGUUUGCUAUUUAUAAGGGUCCCAAAUGUUUUGUAGGAGGUGACAAAUGGGAAUAUCCCUUCCAUAAAGGGAACUAUCUAGUCGAUUUGAACUAUUGGAAAGACUGCAUAAGUCCCCCUCAUAUUAUACCCUGGCACUUGACUAUUUGCAUCGUUCAGGUGCUAGUAAGUAGUGCUCAGUUGGCAAUAUGCACCUGUGGGCUGAUGUUUGCUCUCUUAGGAACACUUUUUAAGUCAGAAAAGUGCCCAUGGUCACACAAGGAGGCACAGACCAAUCAAAACCUUGUGGUGGACUCUUCAUAACAUUCUACUAUGCUCACAGAAGAUCUAAGAAUACUUCUUUUUCAUCAUCAUUGGAAAAUCCUGCUGCUUUCUCAUCCAUGCAACAACCUUUUUGGAUUUCAACUCAAGUUAAAAAUCACAUGUUCAAAAAGGAUCAAUAAACUAUUGUCCAAGAACAAGACAUGAAA
Messenger RNA from Antechinus flavipes (yellow-footed antechinus), 1580 nucleotides. Its product is annotated as transmembrane 4 L6 family member 4-like. Gene Ontology annotation, cellular component: membrane. The record is from RefSeq and is a predicted model, not a curated record. Bases 784 to 1413 code for a protein of 209 amino acids. The transcript is spliced from 6 exons. NCBI's taxonomy places the organism in Eukaryota, Metazoa, Chordata, Mammalia, Dasyuromorphia, Dasyuridae.